AUGGUGCACUGUGUGGCAUUUGGAUGCCGUAACAAAAGUGACGGUGGAACGAAAGGUUUUUUUCUAUUCCCGAAGGAUGAUACUUUUAGGAAGAAGUGGACAAAUGCCGUGAAAUCAUUGAGAAAUGUGAACGGAACGUUAAAGCCAUUUGUGCCGACGAAAACUUCACGUUUGUGCUCUAGACAUUUCACCGACGAGUCAUUUGUACAUCCACCGAGUAUAAUGAACUCAGUUGGUUUGACUUUGAAACUACAGCUUGUUAAAGGUGCUGUCCCUACAAUUUUUCCAGAAAUUGAAGAGUUUAAAAACAACAACAAACCUUCAUCAGUAAGCCACCUAGGGCCACCAAAGAGGAAAAGGACAUCCUAUGGAGGCUUUGAGAAAAGGAAUAGAAAAUCGCCCCCAAAUUUGAGCUGCAAAGAAGUUAAAUUUCAGAAAGGGCUCAGUCAGUGGGCCACUCAAGAGACUGUUCUCAUGCAGGAUUACAGAAGGUAG
Molecule: messenger RNA, 495 nt
Organism: Ruditapes philippinarum (Manila clam)
Lineage: Eukaryota; Metazoa; Mollusca; Bivalvia; Venerida; Veneridae
Product: THAP domain-containing protein 10-like
Exons: 2
Coding region: 1-495 (164 amino acids)
Molecular function (GO): sequence-specific DNA binding
Source: RefSeq, a predicted model, not a curated record